Messenger RNA from Gekko japonicus, 1302 nucleotides. Its product is annotated as SERTA domain-containing protein 2-like. The record is from RefSeq and is a predicted model, not a curated record. Lineage: Eukaryota; Metazoa; Chordata; Lepidosauria; Squamata; Gekkonidae. Gene Ontology annotation, molecular function: transcription regulator activity. Bases 128 to 982 code for a protein of 284 amino acids. The transcript has 2 exons. Gene Ontology annotation, cellular component: nucleus.
UGAAGUUGCAUCACUCGACUGAAAGGAUUACUGUGGCUGUUACCAGAGCUGUGCUUGAACACUGUUUUGGAUGAACCCUCCCUGCACCAUAUCUGAACUAUUCUGGCCUUUUAAAUUUUAAGGGUUCAUGUUGGGAAGGGGUCUGAAACGCAAGUUGAGUGAUUAUGAGGAAAACAUGGCUGGCCUCUCAAGUGCCUUCGAUUCCAGUCGAAACCUGCCCUAUCCGCUCAAGAGGCAGCUGGUGCUCAAUGUGUGCCUUGCCAAGCUGCAGACAUACAAGAUGCUGGUGGAGCCAAACUUGCACCGCUCUGUCCUUAUAGCCAACACUGUCAGGCAGAUUCAGGAGGAGAUGAGGCAAGAAACCAGCCAGCAGCUCCUGAACAUGUGCAGCGGUCUCAGCGCCAGCCCUUUGGCUUGCAUGAGCACGGAUUCGUCCACAAUGCCUUUACAUCUUUUCCCUUGCGAUAACCAGCAGGAGUCCAAUGGUUAUGAACCACGGCCAGUAGAAGCCCCCCUGGAAAACAGCCUGUUGAUGGUUUCUGAUAAUGACAUGUCGUCUGCCAUUUCCUCUAUUCUGAAAGACUUGGACUUUAUGGAGGACGUGAGCCCGCCCACCUGUUUGCCUGCACCUGGAGACGAUCAGUUUAAGGCUCCUGAAACGCCCGGUCUUCGGUCGGAAGAUGACAGGCAGGAUUUGAAGGGAGUGGAAUGUGCAUUUGGCUCCUUUGAAAUUUCAAACUCAACUAGCUACUUGAAAGACUUGGCUAUAGACGACAUCUUUGAAGAUAUCGACACUUCGAUGUAUGAUUCAGACUUUGACUGCCCCUCACUGACGCUUCCAAGACCGUUCCCUGUAGCGCCUGUGGAAGAGACCUUGAAAACCUUUCCCUCUUGCAAUUCUUCCUCAGCAAGCAACAUCCCAAUUUGUAGAAGUGAUUUGAGUGACUUGGACCACAUCAUGGAGAUUCUUGUUGGGUCCUGACGGCUCUCUGCCCCUUGGAAAAAAAAAUCCAAAGAUAUUUUAUUCUACUGCCACAUUUGAAUUAAAACCACAGAGGAAUUAAAAACCAUGGAGAGGGAAGCUGCAAAGUGGUGUGCCAAAGUGGCAACCAGAGGCAUUAUCUUUGUGUGGUCCUUAAAAACCUCUCCAAGACUCAUAUGUAAACCAAAAAAUGCAGCUGGCUUUUGUGUAAAAUGGUAUAUUUAUUAAACAAAUUGUGCAAUCUUUUUUUUUUUUUUUUGGUCCCUCUGGGGUAUAUGCAAAGAUUGUCUCUCUUGCACACGCCCCCUUCUCCCCUUAUU